AUGAGCAUCCCCACUCCCACCUUCGCCGCCCUCUCCGCCCCGGGCCUCACCCUCCGUGCGUUCCGCGACGCCGACCUCGACGCACUCAUCGCGAUCAUCUCCUCGCCCGACGUCCAGCGCACCGGACCAGGAAACACCGUCCCAAAGUGGAAUAAGACCGCGGAAGCCGUCAAGGGCAUAUCGAGCAGCGCGACCUUCUUCGCCGUCGUCGACCUCGAUGGCGCGGUCGUCGGGCAGGUCGAGCUGCACGGCGGGCAGAACAAGAACCGUGAUGCGGAGAUGGGGAUCGUGCUGCAUGAGAGCGUCCGCGGGAAGGGGUAUGGGACGGAUAUCGUGCGCUGGGUCGUGGACCAUGCGUUCUUGCAGCUGGGCCUGCACCGCGUGUCGUUGGGCUUGAUGGGUGGGAAUGCGCGCGCGUUGGCGUUGUACAAGAAAGUCGGGUUCGUCGAAGAAGGCCGGAAACGGAAGGGCCUCUGGCAGGACGGCGACUGGGUCGAUAUGAUCGACAUGGGGAUCUUGCAGGAAGAGUGGCAGGCCCUUAGGAAAGGCGCACAGUAG
Messenger RNA from Schizophyllum commune H4-8, 558 nucleotides. RefSeq names its product acyl-CoA N-acyltransferase. NCBI's taxonomy places the organism in Eukaryota, Fungi, Basidiomycota, Agaricomycetes, Agaricales, Schizophyllaceae. The coding region runs from base 1 to 558 and encodes 185 amino acids. The record is from RefSeq and is a predicted model, not a curated record. The transcript has 2 exons. Gene Ontology annotation, molecular function: acyltransferase activity, transferring groups other than amino-acyl groups.